This is a messenger RNA of Rotaria sp. Silwood2, 906 nucleotides long. NCBI's taxonomy places the organism in Eukaryota, Metazoa, Rotifera, Eurotatoria, Philodinida, Philodinidae. The record is from the annotation of a GenBank genome assembly.
UCAAAAAAUUAUCAAUAAUUAAAAAAAAAAAAAGAAAAUAUUCAUAUUCACGAAAGAAUAAGUAACAGUUCCAUGGUCAAAAGUACGAAUAAGAUAAAUGUAUUUGAUUCACAUUUCGAAGUAGAGAUAUCUCGCGUUUUUCCCUCGUUAUUCAUAAUACCUGAAAGAUUCUAGAAUAUCUUUUUUUUUUUGUUUGGUUGAAAUUUUCAGGAUAUUCUAGUUGAAAGUAAACUUGUUCAUGGAUAAUAUAUCAGUAUAACGGGUAUAAUUAUUUAUGAAAACUAAAGGAUUCAAGAGUAUUUUAAUAUAUUGAAUAUUUUAUCAUUAUGUAAAAAGUAUAAUAUUAAAUAAAUAAAUAAAUUUGUUUGUUUGUUUGUUAAUAGUUUUCGAUGGAUAAAUUCGUUAGAAAGUUUAAUAUUGGAAGGAUGUGAAUUAAUUGAUGAUUAUUUAUUUGUUAAUAUAAUAUCAUCAUUAAUAUUAUCUGAUAAAAUUGAUAAAAUAAUAAUUGAAGAUACACAUAAAUGUCCAUUAGAUAAAAUAUUUUAUCAAAUGAAUUGUUCAAAUAAAUUAUCAUUAUGUCAACAAUGUUUUAAAUUCUAUAAAAAUAUUUCAAAAAAAUUUAAAUUAAAAAUUCUUAAUUUAUCUGGUUGUUAUAAAAUAACUGAUUAUGGUUUAAAUUUAUUAAUAAAUAAUGGUAUAACUGAAUAUUUAACAUAUAUUGAUUUAUCUGGUUGUAUUAGAAUAAGUUGUGAUUGUUUAUCAUUAUUAGUAAGUUCAUCAGCAAAUUUAACAACAGAAAAUAUUUAUUUUUGUGAUAAUAUAUCAUUAUCUUUAUUAUCAACAGCUAAUUCUUGUCGAAAUGUUGAUAAUAAUUGUGGACGUUAUUGUUGUCGUUCAACAUAUUAA